Molecule: messenger RNA, 13031 nt
Organism: Hypanus sabinus (Atlantic stingray)
Lineage: Eukaryota; Metazoa; Chordata; Chondrichthyes; Myliobatiformes; Dasyatidae
Gene: prkdc
Product: protein kinase, DNA-activated, catalytic subunit
Exons: 86
Coding region: 97-12453 (4118 amino acids)
Biological process (GO): telomere maintenance; double-strand break repair via nonhomologous end joining; immunoglobulin V(D)J recombination
Cellular component (GO): nucleus
Molecular function (GO): DNA-dependent protein kinase activity; protein binding
Source: RefSeq, a predicted model, not a curated record
UAGAUGUUCCCAGUCCCCCCUCUUGCGGCGUGAGGCUCUGCUGGAAGCGGAGCCCCGGUGAGACUUGCGGGCUUGUCCUCGCUGGCCAGUGAGGGAAUGGCCGCAGCGGCGGACGGAGCCCGGCGGCAGCUGGACAAGCUGCACAGUCUGCUGGCAGCCAGAGACAGCAAAAGCGCCUCUGUGGAGUCCCACAAUGUCAUCACCAACCUCAGCCACGACUUUCUGGAUACCAGUAAUGAAAGCAGGCUGGCUCUGCACACCUCUUUGAUAUUCUCCAAGGAUCAAGGAUUACUGAUCUUCCUUCGCAAUUCACUUGGCAAUGAAGAUUUUCGGGACUGUAGAGAAGAGGUUUUGAAGUUAGUUACUGCAUUUGUUGAAAAGAUUAAAAAUGCUGUUAGACCACAUGCCAAUGAAAUCAAGGAAAUGUGUCUUUCGAUGUACAGCAAAGAAAAAGCUGCAAAAUGCAAGUCUGCUGCCUUAGACCUCCUCCUUGUGUUGCUGCGCAGUAAAAUGUCUUUUCAAGAAUUUAGAAUUGGAGAAAUCUUCAACAGAUUUUACAUGGAAUUGGCACAGAAGAGCAAAAUUCCAGACACUGUACUGGAGAAGAUAUAUGAACUUCUGGGGGUUCUAGCUGAAGUACAUCCUGCUGAAAUGCUUGAUAAUUCGGAAAAACUCUUCCGUGCCUACUUAAGUGAGUUGAAAACUCAGAUGACUUCAGCAACAAGAGAGCCAAAACUACUUGUGGUGUCUGGGUGCCUUAGAGGACUAAAAGCACUUAUGGUUAACUUCACUAAAUCUGUAGAGGAAGAUCCGAAGACAUCAAAGAGUAUUUUUGACUAUGCAAUGAAAGCCAUAAGUCGACAGACUGACAUGAAGCGAUAUGCUGUUCCUUUAGCUGGAAUGCGUCUAUUUGCAUCGCAUUCUAACCAAUUCAGCAGCUACCUCCUAGACAACUAUCAAGUCCUUUUUGAAGCAAUGUCAGUAUGGUGUGGCCAUACUAAUGCUGAGAUGAAAAAGGCAGGCAAUGCUGCUCUUGAAAGUUUCCUUAAAGAGAUUGCAUUACAAGUGGCAGAAAAUGCACAUGUGCAUAAAGAUAAGUUGCAGUACUUUAUGGCACAGUUUUAUAAAAUAAUCCGGACAAUGGAAUCAAGCAAUAAAGAACUCUCAAUUGCUAUUCGAGGAUAUGGACUUUUUGCAGCGCCCUGUAAGGCUGUUGGUUCAGAACACGUUAACUUCAUGUACACGGAGUUGAUUCAGCGUUGUAAACAGAUGUAUCUUACAGAAGCAGAUACUGAAGAUGACAAUAUUUAUCAGCUUCCCAGUUUCUUAGACUCCAUUGCAUAUGUCAUCUUCCACAUUGACAAGGUCCCUGGAGUUUAUACAUCGGUGUUAGAACGUCUAAUAGUGGUUCAGAUGGAUGGCUUCCCACAAUAUAGCACAAAGAUGCAACCAGUUUGUUGUCAAUCCAUUGUUAAACUCUUUAUUGCUUUGGCUGGAAAAGGCCCGAUGCUCUGGAGUUUUAUCAGCACAGUAGUGCAUCAGGGUCUGAUUCGCGUGUGUUCAAAGCCAGUCCUACUUCCCGGGGAGGGAAAAGGGAAACUUGGGCCAGGAUCAAACACACAGCAGUCAUCUGGCACCAGUGGCAAUGUGGCAACAGGAAAAUGGAGAGUUCCAUCUUAUAAGGAUUACUUGGACUUAUUCAGAAUCCUGCUAGACUGUGAGAAAAUGAAGGUAUCCGGAUUGAUUGAGGAGACAUUGCAGAUCAGUGAAUCACCCCUGAAGUCAUUAAAUCGCCUGCUGUAUGAUGAGUUUAUUAAAUCAGUGCUCAAGAUUAUUGAGAAAUUGGAUCUGACUGUGGAUAAACAAAACCCAAAUGAAGAAGGGGGGUCGGGUGACAUCAGCAGUGCCAUAGUAAUUCCCACAUCUGACCCAGCAGCUAAUAUGCACCCAACUAAACCAAAGGAUUUCACUGCCUUCAUCAAUUUGGUAGAAUUCUGUGGGGAGUUGUUAUUGGAAAAGCACACCGAGUACUUUGAACAUUGGAUGUACAGAUUUGGACAUGAGCUCAUUCUGCGAUCAACACAAUUUCCCCUUGUCAGUGGAUUCUACAAGCUUCUGUCAGUUGUAAUGAAAAUUGCCAAAAAGAUUAAGUAUUUCCAGGGUGUUAGCAGAAAAUCGCAAAAACAUUGCACCAAGAACCCAGAGAAGUUUGCCUGCUUUGCUUUAUUUGGCAAGUUUGGAAAGGAGUUGGCACUGAGAAUGAAACAGUACAAGGAUGAGUUACUAGCUUCCUGUCUGACUUUUGUGCUCUCUCUGCCUCGUGAAAUAAUUGAACUUGAUAUCAAGACUUAUAUUCCUGCAUUACAGACUACAUUUAAACUUGGUCUUAGCCACAUCCCUCUUGUUAAUGCUGGGUUGGAUGCUCUAGAAGACUGGUCCUACCAUCUGCCCAAGCAAACCAUUCAACCUUAUUACAAGGACAUCUUACCACAUUUGGAUGGCUACUUGAAAACAUCAGUUUCAAGUGAGUUUGAAAACAACUGGGAAAUGGUGAGGAUUGAUACCUCAACUAAGGGAGGAAACAAGAUUCUGAUAAAUCGCCUGAAAAAUUCAUCAAAUCUUUCUAUGAGCGAAGAAUCGCCUGCUGCAAAUGUGAGGCGCAGGGUGGUGCGUUUACUUGGGUGUCUGGGGGGGGACAUCAACCGGAGUCUAGUGACAGCUGCUUCUUCUGAGGAACUGAUGAAGAAGUGUGUUGCUUGGGUGGCAGAGAAGACAUUGAGCUUUGCAGUACCAUUUUCAGAUAUGAAACCUGUGAUUUAUUUGGAUUUAUUCCUACCACGCAUCUCUGAGCUUGCCCUUUCUGCUAGUGACCGACAAACUAAGGUUGCAGCUUGUGAACUGUUACAUAGUGUGGUUGCUUAUAUGCUGGGAAAAGGAUUACAGAUCUCUGAAGGGCAACAAGAACCAAUGUACCAGCUGAACAAGCAUAUAUAUCCAGUCUUGCUCCGUCUUGGUUGUGAUGUGGAUAAGGUAACCAGCCAGCUAUUUGAACCACUUGUCAUGCAGCUUAUUCAUUGGUUCACCAAUAACAGGAAAUUUGAAAGUCGGGACACAGUGGCUCUGCUGGAGGCAGUUCUGGAUGGCAUUGUAGAUCCAGUGGACAGCACUCUUAGAGACUUCUGUGGACAAUGUGUACAAGAAUUCCUCAAGUGGUCCAUAAAACAGACAACUCCACAGCAGCAGGAGAAGAGUCCAGUAAACACAAAGUCGCUCUUUAAGAGGCUGUAUAGCCUUGCUCUUCAUCCCAAUACCUUCAAGCGACUCGGAGCGGCUCUUGCAUUUAAUAGCUUAUACCGAGAAUUCAGGGAGGAAAGGACCUUGGUUGACCAGUUUGUGUUUGAAGUAUUGGUUGUCUAUGUGGAAAGUCUUGCCCUUGCACAUUCAGAUGAUAAAUCAUUAGGUACAGUUCAGCAAUGCUGUGAUGUUAUUGAUCACCUAAAACGGAUUAUAAAACAGAAAGCUCCUGAUUUGAAUAAACCUGCCAAAAGACGUGUGCCCAGGGGAUUUUCCUUGGAUCAGCAGGUGUGUUUAACAGAUGUUGUCCUGUGGCUGCUGGCUCAGUGUGGAAGACCCCAAACGGAGUGUCGGCACAAGUGCAUGGAACUCUUUUAUGAGCUCGUUCCCUGUUUGCCAGGAAACAAAACAGCGCAAUCUUUUCUGGAUGAACUUCUAAGCAAGAAUGAUGUUGAUUUUCUUAUUAAUAAAUUUGAGGGUGCUGGCAAUGAGAAUGAUGGCUGUUCAGGAAUCAUAUCACAUCCCACGCUUAAUGAUCUACAAGAACCCUUCAGUGUAAGAACAGUUGUGCAAUGGAUGGAUAUGUUAUUGGCAGCUCUAGACUGCUACAAUACCUUUAUUGGGCUCCAUAUCCUCAAACCCAGUAAACUUCUUGGAACUUCCCAGAAGUCUGGUUUUCUGAAAGCAGUGGGUUUCUUUCUGAAAGAUCUUGCAAUGCAUGACAUUAAAGCUGCAGAGGAGAGCUUUGCUUAUGGGAUCAAGGGCACACUUUACAGCCCCAAAGAGCGAGAAGAAUACAAUUAUAAUAAAUGCACGAUCUUAGUCCGGAUUAUGGAAUUUGUUAGUAUGACACUGGAGAAUUGUCAGCAGGAUUUCUGGAAGGUGCUUGAGAAAGACUUACUAAAUUCCAGUCUGUUUGAAUUAAUAGCCGCAGUAGUGGCUGAUCCACCCAGUGUUGGGUUUAAUAUGGCAGAUGUACAAGUGAUGAAAGGUUUGCCUGAUUCCUGUGUAAGGCUUUUGAAAGCUGUUUUAAGAACACCUUAUUGUAACGUGUUUGAAGACAGCAUGAGGAAAAGAAUUACACCACAGAGCAUUGAAGAUCUGUGCAGUGUGGAUCUCUACAGUCAGACAGAUCAUGACAAAUUAAGCUCCAUCCUUUCAGCAUGCAAACAGCUUUACAAGGCCGACCUUCUCAACGCUGUACUGAAGUACCAGACAGGUACGCCACUGAAUUCAAAGCUUUUGUCAGCUGUCUACAAAGGAAUGGCACCUGGAGAUGAGAGAAAAUCACUGCCAUCAAUAGAUGUUAGCAGUAAGGUGUUAGCAGAUGGGCUUUUACAACUGUCAUUUUCCCUUGGUGAGCAGUGUGAAGAACUGGUUUCAUUGCUUUUAAACACAAUGGAGCUCUCCGUCCCGCUUUCAGGGGAAUCCCAGAGAAAUUUCAUCAGAUUUUCCCAUGGUGAAUACUUCUACAGUUUGUUUCCCGAAACCAUUAAUGAUGAAUUGCUCAGAAAUCUUAACUCUUCAGUUGCCAUGUUAAUGAAUUCAGCAAGCAAAAACUCUAAAAUGGUCAGCACUAUUCUGAAUGGAAUGCUUGACCAAAGUUUCAGAGAUCAGAAUGUACGAAAAAAGCAAGGUAUUCUCCUGGUCAAUGCGGUACUUACCAACUGGUCAAAACUUGAGUCUUGGUGGUCAAGGGAAUCUAGCUCUGAGAGCAAAAUGGCUGUCUUGACACUCCUAUCCAAAGUGCUUCAGAUUGAUUCCUCGGUCUCUUUUGGCAAUAGUCAUGAAGCAUUUGAAUUGGUAUUCCAUACCUAUAACACUAUAUUAACGGACUCAACAUUGGCAUUGAACUUGAAGACCCAAGCAGUGAUUAUACUGCCAUUUUUCACUCGGCUUCCGGAAGAAAAUCUUUCAAAACUUCAAGACUCCCUUGAUCAAUUUGUGGCUGCCCAUUUCCCAAUGAAAUCAGAUGAAUUUCCCAAGGGUACAUUGAAGUACAACAACUAUGUAGACUGUAUCAAAAAAUUACUAGAUGCUUUGGAGCUAUCUCAGAGCCCAUUGUUGUUCAGGCUUCUGACUGGAGUUCUGUGUCGUGACAGUAAACACAUCAUGGAGGAAGCAUUUCAGACCUGCUUUCAGAAUAUAGCACAUCGGGGUUCCUGUGCAAAGCAAGUGGCCCUGCUAGAAGCUGCGUAUGAGAUGUUUGAAAAUGAAGAAAUGCCUCAAAAUACAAGGCUUUUUGUUCUGGACCGCUCUCUGCUUACCCUCAUUUCUCACUGCAGCCUAGAUGCUUUAAGGGAGUUUUUCUGCAAAAUUGUGAGGGAUGCCAUGGAAAUUUUACAAUCUAGAUUUGUAAAGUCCUUCUUUGACAACCAAUUGACAAAGAAAAUUGGUUGUUACAAGAUGUUUGAAGUCAUGUAUGCACGCUUGUCGAAGAAUGAUGUCUAUUCAGAUCAGUCAAAAAUAAUCCAAGCUUUGCAUUCCUCGGGCACCAUAGAAGGCAACAAGCUUUCAAAACUUCUACUGAAGUCCUGUCAUGAUGCAGUUACGGAAAACAUGGCUGGUGAAACUCAGCUUUUGGAGAAGAGGCGUCAGUACCAUUGUGCAGCGUAUAACUGCAUUAUUUCAAUCCUUUGUUGCAUUUUUACGGAGGCUAAAUUUUAUCAAGGAUUCCUUUUCAGUGAAAAACCGGAGAAGAAUAUUUUUAUCUUUGAAAAUUUGAUAGAUAUUCAACGCACCUACAAUUUUCCAGUGGAGAUUGAAGUCCCAGUUGAGAAGAAAAAAAGGUAUUUUGCUAUUCGAAAAGAAGCUCGAGAUGCAGCAGAGGGUGAUUCAGCAGAACCCCAUUAUUUGUCCUCGCAGUCAUACAUGGUUGACAGUAGUCUCAGUGAAGAAAUGAGUCAGUUUGACUUCUCUACUGGUGUUCAGAGCUUCUCGUAUAACUCUCAAGAUCCCACGCUGCCGAUGGGACGUUCCAGAAAGAAGGACUGGAUGGAAUCGGGUAUUGUGCAGAAUAAUAUCGUGGAGCUCGAGAUGGAUGAAAUGAACCAGCACGAAUGUAUGGCAACCAUGACUGCUUUGAUCAAUCACAUGCAGAAAAUGAACAUCACACCAAAACCUGAAGAGAGUAAGGAAGCAUGUGAGCUUCCACCAUGGAUGAAAUUCCUGCAUGGAAAAUUGGGAAAUCCUUCAACUGCCUUAAAUAUCCGACUCUUCAUUGCAAAGCUCAUCGUUAACACUGAGGAGAUAUUCCAGCCAUACGCACAGGAAUGGCUGGGGCCUUUGCUCCAGUUAGUGGUUUCUGGUAAUAAUGGAGGUGAUGGCAUUCAUUAUAUGGUGGUAGAAAUUGUGGUUACUGUUUUGUCUUGGACAAGUGUGGCUACCCCAAAGGGAAAUCUGAAGAAUGAGAUCCUGGCAAACCGCUUGCUGGAGUUUCUGAUGAAGAAUUGCUUUCAUGAGAAGAAGGCGGUGUUCAGGCACAACCUGGAAAUUAUUAAGACAGUAGUUGAAUGCUGGAAGGAUUGUCUGUCUAUCCCUUACAGCUUGAUCUUUGAUCGAUUUGCUGGAAGGGAUCGGAAUUGCAAAGACAACUCUGUUGGCAUCCAGUUGCUUGGCAUUGUUCUUGCCAAUAACUUACCCCCACAUGAUCCAAAAUGUGAAAUUGACAUUGAAAGAUAUUUCCAGAGACUGGUGCAAAACAUUUCCUUCACAAGAUACAAAGAGGUGUAUGCCGCAGCGGCUGAGGUCCUUGGCCUUGUCCUUCAGUACUCAGCAGACAAAAAAAUUGAUAUUCCCAUUCAUGAUACAAUUGCUAAGGAACUGCAGCAACUUUAUCUCAUGAAGGAGGACAAGUUUAUUGUGUGCUUGAGUAAGGUUGUGAAGCAUUUCCCUCCGUUUGCUGACAGGUUUAUGAAUGAAGUAUUUUUCCUGUUACCCAAGUUGUAUGGUGUACUGAAAACACACUGCCUGGAAGUGGUGAUGUAUCGAGCGGAAGAUAUACCUGAUGUUUACUUACAGUUGAAGAGCAAGCAUUUUGCAGAGAUUCUGGGUCAUCGGGAUGAAGAACGGCAGAAAGUUUGUUUGGACAUUUUGUAUAAGAUUAUUGCCAAACUAAAGCCAAUGGAACUGAAAGAAUUGGUCAGCUCAGUGACGUUGUUCAUUUCCCAUCCAUCUCCUAUUUGCCGAGAGAGGAUGUACGAUACUCUGAUGUGGAUACAUGAUAAUUACAGGGAUCCAGAGAGUCAAUCUGAUCCUGAUUCAAAAGAAAUAUUCAUGACUGCAACAGAUACAUUACUUCAGGGACUGACUGAUGAAAAUCCUGCUCUACAGUUGUAUGUCAGAAACUUCUGGAGCCAUGAAAGUAGAAUUCCAGUAGCCACCUUUGAAAGAAUGAUGGCCAUUCUUGGAUCAUUGUACUGCAACAAAAUAGAGACCGAGUUCCUCAGUAUAGCUACCAAUGUUCUUCUUGAAAUGACAAGCCGCAGCCCUGAUUACUCCCGAGAGAUGUUUGAAUAUCCACUAUCUGAAUGCAAGUUUCAGGAUUAUAGCAUCGAUUCAAGUUGGUAUCAACGUAGCAGAAUUCUUACUCCACUGUUUGUGGAAACUCAAGCAACACAGAGCAGUAUUAGGAGCCCAUCUCAAGAAGCAUCUCUAGCAGGUCACAGGUCAAUAGACGGUCAAAUUAGAGCUACCAUAACCCAUUAUGAGUUUACACCAACUCAGAACCCUGGUGCACGGAAUUUUAACUGGUUAACAGGGAGCAGUUUGGACACAUUUGCAGAGUACUCCCUUCCUUCGUCUGACUCGCUGUCUUCCUCAUUAUUUGUGUAUUCUAAGUGGAGUGAGAGGCCACUGAGAGCAGCUCCGAAACCACUUGGUCAAGACUUUGGCAAAAAAAGACUGGGUCUUCCUGGUGAUGAGGUCAACGAUAAAACAAAAGUUACUGAUCAGAGGGCAGACAUCCUACGCCUGAGAAGACGAUUCCUCAAAGAUCGUGAAAAAGAGACUUUGAUCUUUGCCAGAAGGAACAUUGAAGAAAAGUACCGUGCAAAGGAAAUGAAAACUGCCCGGGAGAUGAAACGUGAUGCAGCAGUCACUCUUUACAGAUGUUAUCGUGUUGGAGAUCUGCCCGACAUUCAGAUCAAAUUUAGCAGUUUGAUUGCUCCAUUGCAGGCUCUAGCUCAGAAAGACCACUCACUUGCUAAACAGCUCUUCAGUGCCCUGUUUUCUGGAAUUCUGGAAGAAGUGAAGAAAUCAAAGACAACUGCUGAAAUGAAGAGCAUUGGCAAAAAGUUGAUGGAAAAUUUUAGUUCCUUGCUGACCAGCACUACCUUAUGUUUUCCCCCAUUUGUCACCUGUAUUCAGGAUAUGAGUUAUCAUCACCCAGAUCUGCUGAAUCUUGAUCCCUCCAUUAUAAGCUCAACCUCUUCAGCUAGCUUACAACAACCAAUGGGAAUUCUGCUUUUGGAGCUAAGUUUGAUCCGUCAAACUUCAGUUGAGGAACCACCAGCAAAGAGAGCACGAGGCAGAAACCAGCAAUCUCCUGACACUACCCGAUGGGUGGAGCUCGCUAAAUUGUACCGAUCGAUAGGAGAUUAUGAUGUCCUGCGUGGAAUCUUCAGUGAAAAAAUUGGCACACAGCCCAUCACUCAGAAAGCUCUUCUGGCAGAAGCUAAAAAUGAUUUUGCAAAGGCUGUACAGUUAUACGACCAGGCACUGAAUUCAGAAGAAUGGAAGGAUGGGGAACCGACAAAUGCAGAGGAAGACUUCUGGGAUAUUGCGGCUCUGGAGUGUUACAACCAGUUGACGGAAUGGAGACCAUUAGAAUAUCGUUCCAUUGUCAAUAUCAGUGACACAACACCUGCAGAUUUAGAGAAGAUAUGGACUAAUCCUUUCUAUCAGGAGGCUUACUUGCCAUACAUGAUGCGUAGUAAAGUAAAAUUGUUACAGUUAGGUGAAGCAGACCAAUCUUUGCUGACAUUUAUUGACAAUGCAAUGAAGGUGGAUCAGAGGAGGACCAUAAUUGAGACUCACUAUAGCCAGGAGCUGAGCCUCCUAUAUAUCCUGCAGGAUGACUUUGACCGAGCCAAAUACUAUGCCAAUAAUAGUAUGGAAAUAUUUAUGCAGAAUUACUCCAGUAUUGACGCCUUGCUGCAUAAAAGUCGACUCACCAAGUUGCAGUCUCUUCAAGCCCUGACAGAGCUUCAGGAAUUUCUUCAAUUCAUCACUGAAGAAUACAAUUUAACCUCUGAAAAACCUCUCCGAAAGUUGAUGAGAACUUGGACAGGUCGAUACCCAGAACCAAAGAUGGAUCCCAUGAGCAUCUGGGAUGACAUAAUCACUAAUCGCUGUUUCUUCCUUGACAAGAUCAAGGAGCGGUUGUCGUUUCCUCAAGCUGAUGACAGUAUGGAGGUAGAUGACGAGGGAGCUGGUGUUCAGAUGGAAGUGGACAGAGAAGAGGAAGAUAUUAACAUGGCCAUUAGAGACUGUAAAUUUAACAUGAAGUUAAAAAUGUUAGAAAGUGCAAGCAAACAGAACAACUUCUCAGUGUUGACAAAACUACUGAAAGAACUGUUAAAGGAGUCCUACGCCAGAGAUGACUGGAGAGUAAAAUGGAUCCAUGGUUACAGCCGAUACAGACACAGGAACAGUCUGAAUUUGGGGAGAGCUGAGCAGAUUAAAACAGUGAUGAAGAAUAUCCCUUUGUUGGUUGAAACUAAGGUGGAAUAUCUAAACGAACACCGGCAUGUUCUCAGAGAUCAGAACACUUUGCUUGGUACAACCUACCACAUUAUGGCUAAUGCUCUGGCUAAAGAUCCAUCAUGUUUUCAGCACAUUGGAGAGGAUCAGCUGAGAGAAGUCAUAAGGUUUUCUGAAUCCACCAGUGAUGACGUAGCACAGGUUACAAUUGGAUUGUACAGAAAGGCUUAUGAAUACCUCCAAAAUUCUGUUAAAAAGACUGAAGAGGAGUUGCAGUCUCUUUCUGAAGAAUAUGUUGCAACAGCAGGAGUAAUUGAGGCCUACAUGAAUUUGGCAACUUUCUGUGACAAGUGUCUACGUGAAGAAGAAGAAAGUGAAAACAUUAUGAAUUUCCCUGAGCUGCAGACAUUCCCAGAAUGUGUGGUGGAGAAUAUGUUAAAAGCACUGAAAUAUAACUCGCAGGAAGCUCGGCUGAGAUUCCCGAGAUUGCUACAGAUUGUAGAAUUAUAUCCAACCAAGACACAGGACCUUAUGGCAAGAGAGGUGUCUUCCAUUCCAUGUUGGCAGUUCAUUGGUUGGAUUAGUCAAAUGAUGGCUCUACUUGACAAAAAGGAAGCUAGAGUGGUGCAGCACAUUGUAGAACAAAUUGCAGAUUCCUACCCACAAGCUGUUGUGUACCCUUUUAUGAUCAGCAGUGAAAACUUCACAUUUGAACCAUCUGAAGAUGGCAGUAAGAACAGGGAGUUUGUCGAAAGGUUGAAAACUAAACUGGAUAAAGGCGGAGUAAUUGAAAGGUUCAUCCAUUCUUUGGAGCAAUUGAGUAAUCCAGAUUUGUUGUUUAAGGACUGGUUUAAUGACGUCAGGAGUCAACUGGCAAUGAAAGUGAAAAAAGAUCUGAAGAGCAAGUACGAUGAGAUGUACUCAAAUCUGGCAACUUUGCAGACUCCAGGUAUUGGAGCAUUUAGAAGAAGAUUUGCUCAGAUUUUCAAAAAACAUUUUGAUCAAUAUUUUGGACAAGAUGGCUCAAAACUGCUUACGAUGGAUGUUGAUAGAUUUAGCAGAACAGCAACAAAAAUCUUGGAAAGUGUGAGCAAGCUGGAGGCACCAGGAAACCUGAAGGAGUAUUCACCAUGGAUGAGUGAAUUCAAGCCCGAGUAUCUAAGCAAUGAGUUAGAGAUUCCUGGGCAAUAUGAUGGUAAAUCGAAACCAAUGCCAGAAUACCAUGCAAAAAUCACAGGAUUUGAUGAAAGGAUAAAGGUUAUGCGUUCUAUAACGAAACCAAAGCGCCUGAUAAUUCGUGGCAAUGACGAAAAGGAACAUCCUUUCCUUGUGAAGGGUGGAGAAGAUUUACGACAAGAUCAGCGAAUCGAGCAACUGUUUGACAUAAUGAACAUUAUCCUUUCUCGAGAUGCGGCUUGCAGUCAAAGAAACUUACAGCUGAAGACCUACCAGGUCAUUCCAAUGACAUCAAGACUUGGUUUGAUAGAAUGGCUGGACAAUACGUGUGUGUUCAAGGAUUUCCUUCUAACCAACAUGACUGAGGAUGAGCAAAAAAGGAAACCAGCACCCAGCGAUCUGUUUCGAAACUGGCUAUCAAAGAUGUCGGAGAAACAGGGAAAUGAGGUGGCAAAGUAUCCAUACAUGUACAUAAAUGCUAAUCGAACUGAAACAGUUAAAGCUUUCCGAGAGCGUGAGCACGCUGUACCACAAGAUCUGUUGAGGAGAGCAUUCGCACGAAUGAGCACUACUCCUGAAGCUUUCCUCGCCCUCCGCUCCCACUUUGCCAGUUCUCAUGCAUUAAUGUGUGUCAGCCAUUGGAUUCUGGGGAUUGGUGAUCGGCAUCUCUCCAAUUUCAUGAUUAACCUGGAAACCGGGGGCAUGGUGGGAAUAGAUUUUGGUCAUGCAUUUGGUUCUGCUACACAGUUUCUGCCAGUGCCGGAGCUGAUGCCAUUCCGUCUAACAGCUCAGUUCCUGAACCUUAUGCUCCCGAUGAAGGAAUCUGGCCUUAUUUACAGUACAAUGGUACAUGGAUUGCAGGCAUUCCGCUUGGAUCCCGAUCUCCUCCUCAGUACCAUGGAUGUCUUUGUGAAAGAACCGUCGUUAGACUGGAAGAAUCUGGAACAGAAACAAAUGCAAAAGGGAGGGACAUGGACAAAGGAGGUUAACACAGAAGAAAUUAACUGGUAUCCGGUGCAGAAAGUGAAGUGUGCUAAACGGAAACUCGAAGGCGCCAAUCCAUCUUCAAUCACCAGAGAGGAGUUACGACUGGGGCAUGAAAAGUCCAUGGCUUAUAAGAGUUAUAUAGCUGUAGCCAAGGGAUACGAAGAUUCUAAUGUCCGUGCCAAAGAACCAGAUGAAGGUCUUCCAGUAGAGCGACAAGUGGAGUGCCUGAUUGAUCAAGCCACAGAUCCAAACAUUUUGGGUAGAGCAUGGGUCGGUUGGGAGGCAUGGAUGUGAAGUCAGACAAAAAAACUGAUAUUUUAAAACAAUAUUAGUCAUUUGCUCAUGUUAAAGCAGAAAAAAUAAACAGAAGAAGAUACUUGGUUGUUUUCCUGUGGUUACCCUCAGUUCCUGGUAACAAUUUUGUCACAAGUAAUGAGUAAUAGUCAGAUGUUUGUCAUUGGACAGGGAAUAACUGGUUGAUGACUCAGCUAAGGAUAGUACUGUUUCCUUUUCUCAGCUGAAAUGUUGAGGUUUUUUUUUCCAUACAAGUGGAACAAAUACAAAGGAAUAAAUGUUAAACAGCAUGUAGUUUUUUUUAAACUGUUCCUGACAGGUGGCUGAAGGAGGGAUUUUAGGUUUGAUUUUUUAGGUGGUACUAAUAAUUGGGAAUGUUACGGUAACAUGAAGAGAAUAUUUUGGGUAUCAAUACUGAAAAUAUUGUUGAAAUCAUUUGUAGACAAAAAUUGCUAAAAAUGUAAAUUAAUCUUUGUGCCUAAAGUAUAUUGUUUAUUAGAAUUACUUGAAUAAAAUUAAAGAUAUGGAAAAUAAAAUAAAGUUGCUUUUCCUCCAGUUUGUAACUAGACAACAUACAG